Geosmithia morbida is the source of this 1404-nucleotide messenger RNA. RefSeq lists its product as uncharacterized. Bases 1 to 1404 code for a protein of 467 amino acids. Gene Ontology annotation, molecular function: peptide-N4-(N-acetyl-beta-glucosaminyl)asparagine amidase activity. Lineage: Eukaryota; Fungi; Ascomycota; Sordariomycetes; Hypocreales; Bionectriaceae. Gene Ontology annotation, biological process: glycoprotein catabolic process; protein deglycosylation; protein quality control for misfolded or incompletely synthesized proteins. The record is from RefSeq and is a predicted model, not a curated record. The transcript has 2 exons. Gene Ontology annotation, cellular component: nucleus; cytosol.
AUGGCUGGCCGGAACAACACCCCGCUCGGCAGCGGGCCCGCCGGCCGGGACGAAUAUGGCGAGGAAUGGGCUCACGACCUGCGCGUGCGCUUCGAGGGCCUCCUCAGGGAUAAGCGCCUCCACGAACUGCGAUCGUCAUCACGACACGCCUCCCCCCAAUCUGGCCUCGCUGAGCGUGCGUCGAGCGCCAACUUGCGCGUGUCCUCGGCCGACGAUCUCGCCCGCCCCGCCAGCGCCCACGGUCAGCCCUCGGUGCCUCCCUCGUACUCCCCAUCUUCCAUGCGCCAUCUCCCCAUCAUCCCCACCCCGCCCACAGCCACCGACCGCGAGUCGCAAAAGUUCCGCAACCUCCUCAUCAGCCUAUCCCUCACCCCGACCAAGUACGAGAACCCGGGGCUGCUCGACGAGGCCCUCCAGGCCAUUCCGCUCGACCGUAUAUACGGCGAGGCCGAGGAGGAGAGCCAGGUCAUGCGCGCCGAGGCCGAGAGUAUGGGCGAUGGCCGGAGACCCGAGUGGGGGUACCAGGACUGCGUCAUCCGUGCGCUGCUAAGGUGGUUCAAACGAUCCUUCUUCAGCUGGGUCAACAACCCUCCCUGCCAGGCCUGCUCGUCACCCACCUUCGCCGUGGGCAGGACGGCACCGACGCCCGAGGAGAACGCCUGCGGUGCCCUGAGCGUGGAGCUGUACCAGUGCUCGGCGUGCCGCUCGCACGAGCGUUUCCCCCGCUUCGGCGACGUGUGGCGUCUGCUGCAGACGAAGCGCGGCCGCGUGGGUGAGUGGGCCAACUGCUUCACCAUGCUGUGCCGGGCCGUGGGCGGCCGGGUGCGGUGGGUGUGGAACGCCGAGGACCACGUGUGGACGGAGGUGUACUCGGAUCACCAGCGCCGCUGGGUGCACGUCGACGCCUGCGAGGAGGCCUGGGACAACCCGAGGCUGUACACGGAUGGCUGGGGCAAGAAGAUGUCGUACUGCAUCGCCUUCUCCAUCGACGGCGCCACCGACGUCACGCGCCGCUAUGUGCGCAAGUCGGAGCACGCUCUCGAGCGCAGACGCUGCCCUGAAGAGGUGCUCCUCUACGUCACCCAGGAGAUCAAGGCCCUCCGCCGCGCCAACCUGGGCAAGGACGAGCGUUUCCGCCUGGAGAAGGAGGAUCAGUGCGAGGACGGCGAGCUGCGCGGAUACGUCGUCGCCUCGAUCGCCCAGGCCGUCACCGACCUCGUCCCCGGAGCGGCUCCGUCGGCACGCGCCGCCACGGGUGCCACCGCCGGAUCCUCUGCAGGCCAGGACACCAAGAGGCCCGCCGAGCAGCCCGGGCGCAGCAACGCCGCCAGCGACAGGACGGCGCGGUGGAUGGCCCAGCACCGCAACCAGCAGUUUGGCCCUCGACGUGAUGGAAGGCCGUGA